UGGUAAUAGUAUUGAAAGUAUAUUGAAGUGAAAAUACAGUACAAUAUAUGAAUGUGUGUUAAAUAACAUUCAGCUAUAGUUUUCUAUACAAUAUUACAGUAUAUAUGCUAUGAUAUUAUUAUUAUUAUUAUUAUGUGAUUACUAUAUGUGGUGUUGACUGUUGAAUGGCUAUUAUUAUUAUUAUUGGUAGACAUUGAAGCCAUCAAUUGAUUUUGAUUUGGAUUUAAUUCAAUUAAAAAGUAUUGUCUUUGUUUGGCAUCAAUUAAGUGAUUGUCUGUCUAUUUGUUUGAUAAACAGUUUGGUAUAUAUUUCUUAAGUAAUAAAAGCGAUUCAACGCUACAAAUGUAAUGUGAUUUUAAACCAUUGGUUUCAUAAUAAUAAUAAUCACAACAAUAUUUAUCAAUAAAUUGCAUUGAAUUUUGAAUCAAUCAUAUCAUAUGAAUUGUCGACAAUAUAUGAUAUUUUGAUAUCAGAUGUGACAUAAAGUGAUCGACAAAGAUGAGGAAGAAUAGCGAAAAACGUAAAGAAAAGUCGCGAAAAGCGGCCCGAGAGAGGAGAUCCCAAGAGUCUAAGAUAUUUGAUCAAAUCGAGGGACUCAUUCCCGUCUACAACAAAGCCAUCAACCACUUGGACAAGGCUUCACUCAUCAGACUUGCCAUCAAUUAUCUCAAAGUCAAACAACUCAUUGAACCCAUCAAUAAAUGUGUCUCAAGUCUGAAGCCUGAAAGCGAGCUAAUCAUUGAAGAGAAUGCGAGCACUAAAGCACUCAAUGGUUUCCUAUUAGUUCUUUCUAAAGAAGGAGAUAUGGUUUACAUCUCCGACAAUGUCGACCAAUAUUUGGGAUUAACUCAAAUUGAUUUAAUCGGACAAAGCAUUUACGAUUACACCCAUCCAUGCGAUCACAACGAAAUUAAAGACGUGUUGGCGCUCAAGAAUGUACGCCAAAGUGAUGAUCACAAAGAGAUGGAUAAUAAAAAUAAUCGCAUCUUUAACUCAAUUUUGGUGCGAAUGAAGUGUACUCUUACAAGUAAAGGACGAAAUUUAAAUCUAAAAUCAGCCUAUUAUAAGGUGAUCCACUGUAGUGGACAUAUUAAGAUUGUCUCAAAUAAAGAAAAAACGAGCGAUCAUUCAGAAUUAGUGUCACAAACGGCCAAUUAUUUUAUGAUUAAUAUAUGCGAACCAAUUGAACAGCCAAUGUCUGUCGAUUUGCCAUUAAGUUCUCAUAUGUUUAUUAGUCGUCAUUCUCUUGACAUGAAAUACACAGACGUCGAUGAAAGUAUUCACACAAUCGUCGGCUAUAACUCUAAAGAGUUGACCGGAAAAUCUCUUUUUAAUUUUUUUCAUGCAUUGGAUUUACAACAAUUAGAAAAAUUUUUCAAAACUUUGUUUGCCAAAGGCCAGAGUCUCUCCAAUUAUUACAGAUUUUUGGCCAAAUCUGGUGGUUAUCUUUGGUUACUGACUCAGGCGACUGUUACCACUGAUAGUCACUCAUCUCAACCACAAUCUGUUAUUUGUAUUAAUCAUGUCAUUAGUGGUAUUGUGAACGAGAGUGAAAUUGUAUCCGAAGAACAAUGUAUUGAUGAAAGACGAGAAAAGGAUAGACAAGUUGCACCUGUAGUAAAACGUAUUGUUCAAUUGGAGACAUCGACCCGAAAUCCGGCACCAAUACCACUGCCAGCACCUGUACCGGCACCGACACCAUCACCUGUUUCUGUUCCAUUUGUGUCGAGUACUAAAACAGUGUUUGCACCAAAAACAGCUGAUAUGGAUAAUGGUUUCAUUGUGUUUGAUAACGCCAAUCACAUGACAUAUCUUCCCGAUCCUGAAGAUUUGACUCAUUUAGCUCCAGAAGCUGCUGGCGAUGACUAUUGUGUCCCAUUUCCUGGACUUUUGGCCGAAUUCAAUGAACUAAAUUUUUUUGACGAAGUUUUUCUCAAUAAUAACGAUACAAACGCUAACUUAUUUUCAGAUGAAGAUAAAGUUAAGCUUAACGAUGAUUGUCUUAACCACUUGAAUGACAUAAAUAUCUACAAUUCAAAUGUCAACGAUUUGAGCGAACCAUUUGUUACAAAAGCAAACGAUAAUUCACUUUAUAAGACUGUAACCCAACAGUUCAUCAAAAGUUAUCCUAAUUAUAGAGAUAACGUUAGUGCAGAUGACUCGCCAUUACCUAAUGAUCCUCUGCUGUCAUAUCAUGAAGAGCUUUACUCAAACUCUCAAUCAACUGAUUCAUCCGAUCCAUAUUCAAGUGAUACAAACUCUCCGCUCAAUUCAUCGCCGGUAUUAAGUCAGACGUCAAACUUCUUUUACAAAUCUCCCACUGAAAAGGUAUCGAAAAUGUCUUUAAACGAUAAAAAUGAUUUACUCGACGAUAAAGUUCUUGAGAUGAGAGCUCCUUAUAUUCCAAUUGACGAAGACUUUCCUCUGGCACUUGACGGAGAUCUUCAGUUGAAUUACUCGACAGCAACUAUGGAUGACUUCAAUGCAUUUGACAAUAUAUGUGGAGACAAACCGUUUGCCACUUUCGAUGCUAUAAACAAACCUUUGGUUACUAUCGACAGUCCUUUGCCUCCAAAAGCUCAUUGUUUGGAAGCAUUGCUCCAAAAGGAUUGCAAACAACAAAAGAGAGGACGAAGUAAUUCAAAAAGGGAUAAACAAAAGUCAACGACUGAUAAUUUAAAGUUAAUUAAAGCUAAAUCUAAUAUAACGACAAACAAAGGACAAUCAUAUGUUGACAAUAAUAUAAAUAAUAUCAAUUUAACGGCAAAACAACAAUUUGUUAUGAAUGCCAACAAUUUGUCGCAACGAAAUCUAUUCAAACAAACUGACAAUGAUUUAAUAAAGUUAACCAUCAGUUCCAGCAAAAGACCGUAUGUUAAUGAAACAAAUGAUAUCUUAUAUAACACUUCCAUUACUGAAGUCAAUCCUAAUGAUAGAAAUCUGAAGAAACAGACUAAUGAAAUGAUACAAAAUAAUAAAAAAUUUAAAAUUAAUAAUCCAAUCAAUGCCAUGAAUAAUACAAACUAUGAAUUAAAUAAAGCAAAUAGUGUUUUAAUGAAUCUAUUGGUCAACGGUGAGGAUCUAACUAAUGGAUAUUCAAAAUAUUCAAACAUCGAUAGAAAUCGGGGCCAAAAAUUAUUAACAGAUUUCAAUGCAAAUAAUAUAAUUAACAAAUUGUCAAAUUCAAAGACACAUCCAAACCAUCCAAUAGUUAAUGGAUUGGGAUUACGAUGAAAAUGUAUUUAUCGGUUACUAUUUUUUUUUUGUUUUGUUUAAUUAACAACAUUUUUCAAUGUUUAAUAAGCAUUCAUUUGUAUGGUUGGGUCCGGGUCUUUACUCAAGUUAAAUAUAAUAAGUAUUUUUUUAAUUGACUACAAAACCACAUAUAUAUAUACGAGUUAUAUACACAGUAUAUAUCUAUGUUUUCUGGCAUUAAAUGCCAUGAUUUGUGUUCACUAUUAUUUGAAAUAUGUUUUACAUAAUAUUAAAUGAUAUACAGUUGUUGUUGUUUUGUGAGUUUUAUGUCAUUUACAAGAUAUAGCCAAUGAACUAAUUAAUUGAUUACUACUUGGGAGACAAAACGCCAGCUAAAACAUCUGAGAAAUGGAUUUAAUUACCUAUUGUCUGCUUUUUUGUUUGUCAUUUAUAACUAUAUAUUAAAGUAUGUCUAAACAAUA
Molecule: messenger RNA, 3677 nt
Organism: Oppia nitens
Lineage: Eukaryota; Metazoa; Arthropoda; Arachnida; Sarcoptiformes; Oppiidae
Product: hypoxia-inducible factor 1-alpha-like
Exons: 7
Coding region: 499-3234 (911 amino acids)
Biological process (GO): cellular response to hypoxia; regulation of transcription by RNA polymerase II
Cellular component (GO): nucleus; cytoplasm; transcription regulator complex
Molecular function (GO): DNA-binding transcription factor activity, RNA polymerase II-specific; RNA polymerase II transcription regulatory region sequence-specific DNA binding; protein dimerization activity
Source: RefSeq, a predicted model, not a curated record